AUGGGCAAGCUACAGAGCCCGACCAAAGCGCCGUACAAGAACUGGCCGAAUGAUGCUGCUUUCGAAGCAACUACCUCGACAGAGACAAUCGAGCUCAAAGUCAUUGGAAGGUUCCCGAAAGAGGUAGCAGGGACUCUCUACAGAACCGGACCGGGGCAGUACAAAGUCGACACACCGAAAGGAGAGUACAAGCGCAGCCACUGGUUCGACGGAUUCAGCCAGAUCCACAGGUUCCAGAUCAUCCCUGACACGGAGGACCCAGGAACCUGUCGCGUAUUGUACACGUCUCGAAGCCAGGUCGACGAGUUGCUUGAGGAGGCGCAGAAGGGCGGGAAUAUCGACAAAUACAUUACCUUCGGGCAGAAGAGAGACCCAUGUAUGUCGUAUUUUGAGAAGGUCAAGGCUAGUUUCCACCCAGCGGUUCCGAGUAGUGACCACCCGGGAAUGGCAAAUAUGUGGGUUACGGUGAGGCCCGAGAUGCCGGGGAUGCCGGAGGGUACGGUGACAGCUUUGACGGAUGCAAAUAUAAUGCAGACUAUCGAUAUGGAUACUCUGCAGCCGGUGGGUGUUACGAGGCAGACAAAGCUGCAUCCGGAUUUGAAGGGCGACAUGUCCUGUGCGCAUGCUGCAUACGACCCAGUUACUGGAGAUCUAUAUAACUUCAACCUCGAAUUCGGGGCAUCAGCCAAAUACCGCAUUUUCCGCACGUCAGCAAAGACGGGGAAGACUGAUAUUCUCGCGACUAUUGGGUCCGGGGUGAAGCCUGCGUACAUCCACUCGUUUUUCCUAUCUGGGGACUUUCUUAUUCUCUGCAUCUGGCCGCUGUACUUUAAUGGAUACGGGGUAUCGGUGCUUUGGGAAAGGAAUAUCAUCGACGCGCUGGCAUUCCACCCCCAGGGGGAAACGAAGUGGUUGGUGAUAGACAGGAAGGGGAAUAGGGGCCAUGUCGCCACAUUCACCAGCCCUCCCUUUUUCAGCUUCCACACGGUGAAUGCUUUCCAGGAGGAUCGUGAUGGAACGGUUGAUAUUAUGUGUGAUAUCAUCCAGUUCCAGAACGAUGGCAUACUGAGGAAUUUGUACUUUGAGAACGUCCUCUCAACCGGCGAGGGCAAGCCGCCUCACGACGAGAACAUACCGAGUCUGGUACGGUACAAGCUCCCUGGUGUUCCGACGAAGGGCAUCAAAAAGCAGGUGGCAGCAGCAGAGGUCGUGACGAAGAUCGAUAGAGCUGGGGAGCUGCCGACCAUCAACCCAAUGUACGCCACGAAGAGACAGAGAUAUGCGUAUGGAAUCAUUGACAGGGGCCAUUCAUCGUUUGCUGACGGGCUCGCAAAGACGGAUCUGGAUACGGGGAAGCUCACAUACUGGGGUAAAGAGCCACGGCCCCAUACUCCAGGAGAAGCCAUAUUUAUCCCUGAUGGGACGAACGAGGCUGAAGAUGCAGGAUACCUGCUGAGCGUUGUGCUGGACGGGGAGACUGGGCGGUCGUACUUGGUGUGUUUGUCGGCGAGGGACAUGACUGAGAUAGGCCGUGCAGAGGCAGACCAUGCAAUUGCGCUUGGGCUGCAUGGGCAUCACAGUGUUGGUUAUUCAGAGAGUGGUUAA
This is a messenger RNA of Aspergillus versicolor CBS 583.65, 1605 nucleotides long. RefSeq names its product carotenoid oxygenase family protein. The transcript has 3 exons. Bases 1 to 1605 code for a protein of 534 amino acids. Gene Ontology annotation, biological process: carotene catabolic process. The record is from RefSeq and is a predicted model, not a curated record. Lineage: Eukaryota; Fungi; Ascomycota; Eurotiomycetes; Eurotiales; Aspergillaceae. Gene Ontology annotation, molecular function: carotenoid dioxygenase activity.